This is a messenger RNA of Ornithodoros turicata, 2297 nucleotides long. RefSeq names its product baculoviral IAP repeat-containing protein 8-like. Gene Ontology annotation, molecular function: ubiquitin protein ligase activity; cysteine-type endopeptidase inhibitor activity involved in apoptotic process. Gene Ontology annotation, cellular component: cytoplasm; nucleus. The transcript is spliced from 6 exons. Gene Ontology annotation, biological process: negative regulation of apoptotic process; regulation of cell cycle; positive regulation of protein ubiquitination. NCBI's taxonomy places the organism in Eukaryota, Metazoa, Arthropoda, Arachnida, Ixodida, Argasidae. The record is from RefSeq and is a predicted model, not a curated record. The coding region runs from base 29 to 964 and encodes 311 amino acids.
GACUGCACGCUUUUCAUCACCUCAAGCCAUGGAUAGAAGAGAGACCAUGGAGGAAACGUCUCAAGAAGACAACCAUGACUGUGUGUCCUCGAGCAAUCCUGCUGGAAGCCCCACCUCCCGCACUGUCAUGGUGGAUGCUGCCUCUGAGAUGAGACCUGAACUAGCCUACAGUUCAGAAGACGUCUGUGGAAAGAAGUAUCGUAAAGAAUCGUAUGGAAAUCGCGUGAAGCAGUAUGCUGUGCCCAACACCAGGCCCAUACAUGAGAGGUACGCGUCGUUCGCUAGCAGAAAAUCAUCAUUCGACCUUCAUCCCGCAACUGCAAAGGGAAACACAGAAAAAAUGGCAAAAGCUGGAUUCUUCUACACUGGUGCUCAAGACCGCAUAACCUGCUUUCAGUGCGGCAACUCCCUCUACAACUGGAGCGAUGAGGACGACCCAUUAUCUGAACACGCCAGGUGGUACAGAGACUGUCCUUACGUCAUUCUGCAGCUUGAUGAUGAGGCUAUCGAGAACAUUAGACGGGAACACAGCAAUACACUGGCAGAGAGAAGUCAUGCAGAAAGGAACAUGUCUGACAAAGCAACGGAGUUCUUGCUACAAAACCUAAAAUCGUCCUAUCUUGUCCGCCGCCUGAUUUUACAAGGCAUCAACCCGGACAUCGUGGAGUUAGCGAUACGAGCAAGGCUUAACAGCACGGGGUUGGUAGAUGUGCUCGACGAGCAAGACCUACGCAGGGCGGUAGGUGAAGUCCUAGCUUUACCACAAAACGUCAGAACAAGGGAAGUUCCAAAAGCUGAUAGAGGUGACUUGAGCAAGUGCAUCAUCUGCAAGACGGGAGACAGACGCAUCAUCUUCCUUCCAUGCAAUCAUCUUGUCUCCUGUACUGGAUGUGCCGCAUUCAGCACCGUCUGUCCCUCAUGCGAGCGCAAGAUCGCAACCACGAGGGAGGUUCUCUUGGCCUGAAUAACACUGAUGAUGAUGAUGAUGAUUAUUAUUAUUAUUAUUAUUAUUAUUAUUAUUAUUAUUAUUAUUAUUAUUAAUAUUAACGAUAUUAACGUUUUUAGAGGUAGCAUUGAUAAGAUUAUGACUGAAUUGUUGUCAGUUAAAGCAAGUGUAAGUCAAAUUCCUCAACUGAGUGAGAAAGUCGAGGACCUCGUAUCACUAAAGCUCGUAAUUGAAACACUCCUACCUAUCAGGGACACCAUCAAUGAGCUUAAAAGCUCAGUUACCUUCCUCUCUGCAGUUUACGAUGAAGUUCAUGAGACAGUAACCAAACACAACAGUGAAAUAACUGACAUCUCAAAGAAGGUAAACCGUCUGGAAGAUAAGGUGAAAGACCAAUCUGAAGUAAUUCAGAAACUGCAGAUUUCUCUAAAUGAAAGUGAACAGUACAGUCGAAAUUUGAAUCUAGAAAUUCGUGGUGUUCCUGUUGAGGCGAAUGAAAACAUAGAUGAUAUAGUCAAAGACAUUGCUAAAAAACUUGGUAUGUUUGAAUUUAAACCAGAACAUGUGCAGGCUGCCCACCGCCUUCCAGUGAAAAGCGACAAAGUACCGCCAAUAUUAAUCAGAUUUAUCUCUUCGGCGAUAAGAAACACGUGGCUGCAGAGCGGAAGCUUGUCCGUUUACUGUUCGAAAAAGGUGAUCUGCCGUUUCCGUUGUUUGUCAAUGAGAAUCUAACACGCUUCUACAGAGAAUUGUUGUGGAUGGCCAAACAACGCGCUAAAGAGUGUGCAUACAAGUUUUUAUGGGUAAAAAUUGGAAAGAUUUUUGUGAAGAAGGAUGAAAAGUGUUCCAUAUUGCGCAUUACCUCUCAGAGUGAUCUUGUUAAAAUUGUUUGAACGAUAUGGAUUUAUGUACUACAUGGUCUAACUUCAAUGAAUUGCAACAGAAGGUAAACGUUUUUAAGACUUCUGGAACUUCUAUUGGUGUUUUGCACAUUAAUAUCAGAAGUAUGCGUAGGCAUUGGGCGUUAUUGCACGUUACAAUUAGCAAAAUGAAAAAUUGGGUCGACAUUUUUGUUAUAACGGAAAUAAACAUUUCCGCUGCUGAAUUAGAUCUCUAUCAGAUUCCUUGUUACUUAUGGUUUUCAUUCACACGGGGAAAAGUCGUGGGGGCGGUAUAGCUGUUUUUGUUAGAAAUGGUAUUCUUGCUAGCAUAUAGAGUCAACCAUGUGUAAAGGGAUAGAGCGUGUGGCCUUAAAGAUAACUACAGACAAUGCUUCAUUUGGAUUGUUAGACAUAUACCGGCCACCUAAGAGUAAUAUAACUGUAUUUUUCAGUGAGUUAAGACAGCUUCU